This is a messenger RNA of Phialemonium atrogriseum, 2067 nucleotides long. RefSeq lists its product as uncharacterized. The record is from RefSeq and is a predicted model, not a curated record. NCBI's taxonomy places the organism in Eukaryota, Fungi, Ascomycota, Sordariomycetes, Cephalothecales, Cephalothecaceae. The annotation marks the transcript as partial. Gene Ontology annotation, molecular function: protein binding. The transcript is spliced from 2 exons.
GUCCACGCGCAUUUCAGGCGCACCCCAAGCCCUGUCUGUCUCGUCGCCUCUCCUCUCUCCUGCUCUUGCUUGUUUCUGUCGACGUAUCUGAGCUCCAUCAUGCGUUUCUGGCUAUUCUCUCGUCCGUGGUGACAACCGUGCCGUUGUGUAUCCUUUCCAGGCCUUUCCAUUUGUCCCACAACAACUCUUGCUUCAAUUGCUACACCAUGGGCUCACGAGGCUAGCAAUCUACUCGACGGCAAGUGCCUCUGGCCGAAACCAGACCGUCGACCUCCUCGCGUGGCGAGGCUGAGCGCCAGUUUUCCCUAUUAAACCCCUCCAAAAUAUCUAGGUCCUAAAAAUCACGAUCCAUCGAUAAGACUUCCAUAACCGCCCCCAAUCCUACCUGAAAUCCCCUUUUGGGGAAGCGAGCCUUCCCCCCAACCCGAACCCCAACCCCGGCCCAACAAGCCCCCCAUGGCGACCCUACCGGAUGGGUGGGACUUCGACUACGACGGCUCCCGGUGGUUCUACCGGUACAAGCCGUCCGGGGUGACGCAGUACACCUUCCCGCAGCCCGGCGACGAGUACCCGGAGUUCGUCGAGACGCUCGCCAGCAGAUUAGCGCCCGAGGAAAAGCUCGAGAGCCAGCAGCAGGUCAAGAGGAGGAGCACGACUCUUUCGGUCCGCGGGGCCGCGCACGCGCCAAGGAGGGGGGCCGACGGCCCGGCCUCGGCGGCAGCGAGGGUGCUCGGCCCCGACCCCGACGACUGGUUCCGGCCCGAGAGCUUCAUGUUUCUUGGACCCGGUAGCUAUAACGACGUCAGCCCGAUGCAGGAGGAGGAGGAGGAGGAUAUUGGACGGGGCCUCGGGGGCGGUGAGGUGGCUGGGAGGACGGAGGAGGGGAACAGGGAGGUGGAGAACAACGCGGUGGCGGGUGCUACUGACACGGAUGGUCUGGCGGGGACGGGAGGCGCACAAGUCUCGCCUGUUGUCAGCGCUGAGGCCACACCCCAGGUCAGUGAGAGCCGGCCCCCCGUCACAGCGCGUACUGCCGUUCCGGAACCCAUGAUUACCCCCUCAGCUCCCAGAGUCGAUGCCUCGACUGCCUCCACGCAAAUUUUCAUACCAGGCGAUACUGCCGCAGCCAUGACCCCUGCUGCUCCGUUGAUAAAUAGCAGGGCCGUCCCACAGACCUUCUCCCCGGUUGGGUUCAUGGCGGAGCUGGAAAGCGAUGCCACACUUCUCUGCGGGGAGGAGAGGAAUCCCGCCCCGGUGGAACUUGCGAGUAAUGACAUGAUGAUGAUGGCUGAGCCUCUGGGUACGACGCCCCAGACGAUCAAUGAUAGCGUCUUUCAGAUGGAGCCUGCCGAGCUACCUGCCCAGACGUCACCGGUCGAAUGGCGUGUGGAAACCGCCCCUGCAGAGCAGAAGGUGUUGGGGUUUUAUCAUGAAGGUCCAGCAGCGCAGACACAUGCUCAGCAACCAGCACAAUCGCAGGCCCAUUAUCAGCAACAGCUUCCUCAACAACACCCACACCCCGAGGCAGGACCCUCUCAGCCAGUGAAUGGGUCGGGCCAGACCUUCAAAAUAACCAGGAAGCCCACCGUGAAUGGAGCGAGGCCUGGCCAGUAUCAGGCUUUUACCCCUGGGCAGCAUAUCGCUAGUGGCAGUAGCAGACGGACGUCCCUUGUUUUGGGAGCCCAUAGCAUCACACAAACCCAGGAUACAGAACUCGGGAUUGCGAAUAAGAGGCAUUCCCUUGCCGGGCCGGUUCUUUCAACUCUUGGAUCGUCCGAAAUCCCAGCGGCGUUACAGCCGCCCCAUAUUCCGCAUCCCGCGGCUGGUCUCAGCCAAACACCACACCCUCGUCCCCUAGUACCCGGCUCUGUUGCGCGGCAUGACAGCAUUCCCAUACCGCCAGGUCAACAAAUCUUGGCGGCUGGGCAAGCCCACCCAUCAGGCCUGUCCCAUUUCCCGUCUGUUCUGAGGCCUGCGCCAGGCCGUCCGACUGGGACGUUGGCCCAGGCCGGGGCUCCUGUGCCUCAGCAGCCUCCCGCUCCCCAUUUCUACAUGGCGUAUAAUCCA